CGCUUUACAUUUAAACUUUUGAUUAAUUUUUUUACACGCACAUACAUACUGGGAGACAGAUAUCGUGUAUUGACUUAGAAAAUCAGACUGCACAGUGAGCUGACAGAAAGUGAACGAGAGUAUGCCACAGAUAGUUGUUAUGGGCGUAUCGGGCUGCGGGAAAUCCUCCGUUGGUGCAGCAUUGGCGACUGUGUUGUCUGGCGAGUUUAUCGAUGCGGAUGACUACCAUCCACAGUGUAACAUCGAUUUAAUGUCCAGAGGUACACCUUUGACCGACAAUGACAGAGUACCCUGGCUACACACACUGCAAAGGUUGCUUCAAGCACACAGCAAGAAUACCCCUACACACUACUUGGUCGUAGCCUGCUCAGCCCUCAAGCGCAGCUACCGCGAAACCUUGCAAACAGGUGCAGCCGACACCUUAUUUGUGCACCUCCACGCACCCUACUCUGUAAUUUGGGACCGGCUGGUCGCGCGACAGGGCCAUUUCGCACAUUCCGAUAUACUGAAGAGUCAGUACGAAGCGUUGGAUCUAGAUCACCCAACUGCCGCCACCAGCACAACAAACCCCACCGCUGCACGUGACGGUGAUGGUUGUGUAGCAACCUGUACGGACAGGGACGAGGCCUGUACGGACAGGAAAGGGGCCUGUACGGACAGGGACUGGGCUUGUGCAGGACCGGGCAUUAACGUGUACCCUGUUGACGUAUCCACCUUGCAAGUAUGCGAAAUAGUCUCGGAUGUGGGGCAGUGUCUGGGGCAAACGUAUGGUGUAGCAAUCAACGGCUAGGGACAGUGUGGGUGUAGCACAACAAAUAGCGAUAGAAACAACACUGCGAUGUAUACGUCCCACGUAGUAAGUGUGUUGUACUGGGUAGACUGUGCGGCUGGUGAUGGAAAGGGUAGUGAAACGUGCGCCAUUCGCUAAACCAUCAUAAGGUACAGUAUAGUGUGGGAGAUGAUAUCAAAGUGGUAGUAACUGAAAGGUAGAUGCACCGUAUGUUAUUAUAGUUUCAUGGCAAGCAUGGUACUCCUUGUGGUGCAAUAGUCCGUGCACAGGCCAUUCCCAAGAGCCCUCGGAGUAGUGUAGUGCUUCGCAAUCGAGGGCGUACAAGUGAGAUGCCUAGUGACUCGACAUGCCACAGUGUGGCUUUGUGGUCUAUGAGAGUCCAUACACUCAGGAAGUUCGUCUCAGUGAACUUACGGUUGACAACACACGGGGAAACGCCAUAAUAAGCACAUCGUGUAGAACCACCAGCCAACGGCUCUCACCGCAGUGAGAGAUCGCACUAUCUCUGAACUAUCACAUGUGCGCUAGCUGAACAACGAAACAGCUUUACCAGUCACUGUACACUGACCGCCAUCGUAACAUCCACGAGAUUAAACAGGAGAGGUUUGGCCCAAAAACACAUAGUUUGGCUCUUCUGAUCACAUCAUAACCGUUAUCACGUUCUAAAAUUGAAUAAAUAUGCGUAUACGUUAAAUUUCUAUUCCGUACCCCCAUAACGUAAUGAGCUUAGGGUUCGGCUGGCAGAUGUGAA
Sphaeroforma arctica JP610 is the source of this 1541-nucleotide messenger RNA. Its product is annotated as shikimate kinase. NCBI's taxonomy places the organism in Eukaryota, Ichthyosporea, Ichthyophonida. The record is from RefSeq and is a predicted model, not a curated record. The coding region runs from base 122 to 790 and encodes 222 amino acids. The transcript is spliced from 3 exons. Gene Ontology annotation, cellular component: cytoplasm. Gene Ontology annotation, molecular function: gluconokinase activity.